UGCCUCUCAGUGGGGGGGACUGACUGGCUGACGUUGGGCUGAAGUGGCCAGGCGGGGAGGGGCCUCCGGCAGUCCAGCACCAACACCAUCCCUUGCGUGGGCCCUGCGGCCGAGCGGCCACCUGCUUGCUCCAGAGCCGUCCCGGUAUAAAUAGCGCAGAGGAAGGGGAGCGGGCUCCUGGCAGCCACCAUGACUGGACUGAGGCUCUUCUGCUUCUGCGUGGUGCCACUCCUGCUCCUUGGGACAGCAGAACUGCAAGUUUCUGCCCUGGAGGGCGCAGAAGACUCUGCCAACUUUGCUGAGGGCGGCUUGUUGCCUGGAGACCCAAGUCUCGUGAAGAAGCAGAGGCUGCUCUAUGGAGAUCUUGCCGGGACAGGAAUCCCUCUCCAGUUCUUGGGCAAUCAGGAGAAGGCUUCCCCAGAUCUGGGGGGAAAGCCUCAGGAUGAUGGCUCCACCAAUACAGGUCCUGAGGUGAACAGCGCAGAAAGGGGCAACCUGGACGAAAAAGGAGCGUACGUGACUGAGCCAGGGGAGGUCCUUGGCCAAGGGCAAGGGAUGGAUGGUCAAGAAGAAGGUGGGCGUAGCUUGGGACAGCUGGAGCAGUCUCCUGCAGCUAGUGUGGAGGGAUCACAGGCUGAAGAAAAUGUCCCACAGAAGAAAGGGGUCCCUUCUGAGGAAGAUGUCCAAGGUGUUCUCCCAGGAGGAAACCAAGAUGUUGCUCAGGAUCUUCUCCACUCUUUUGAGGCCCAGCAGGAUGAUAACCUCACAGACUCCCCUGACUUGGAUAAAAAAUUGGAAGGCAGCCCUGAGGAAGGACACUUGAGCAAUGCUUCACCAAGAGAGAAACCCUGGGGGAAACCCGAUGCUGUUCUGAAGGACGUGUAUGAAUCAGGAGAGCCAGAGGAGGCAGAAAGUGCCCAUACAAGACAGGAAGGAGCGACAAGGGAAGUGGCAGGGGGUCCAGAAGACUCUAAUGGGAAAGGAAGAGCUGUAGUGGCCAAAGUGGGAACUGCCACCCACCUUUCCGUGGAAGGAGUGGGGUUUGGCGAAGGGGAACCAGAUGGCAAUGGGGUAGGAGAAGCAGAAGAAGUUGCAAAAACGGCUGAAGAGGAGGCUCCUCAAGCAGAGAGAAAGGAACCUAAAGCAGAAGAGGUGGAGAACCCCCGGAGGGAUCGCUCCCACAUUGAGAGCACCCUGAAGUUGAAGGAGGAGAAACCUGCUGACGACUAUUCAGCCAUCCUGCAGCGACUGAGAAAAAUCUACCACUCUUCCAUCAAGCCCUUGGAGCAGUCUUACAAAUACAAUGAGCUUCGACAGCAUGAAAUCACGGCUUACCCUGGACGCACCCUGGGCUCUUCAGCCACAGAUGGAGAGAUUACUUCCAAGCCAAUGGUGCUCUUCCUGGGACCCUGGAGUGUUGGCAAAUCCACCAUGAUUAACUACCUUCUAGGGCUGGACGACACUCCCUAUCAGCUCUACACAGGGGCUGAGCCCACCACCUCAGAGUUCACUGUCAUCAUGCAUGGCCCUAAACUCAAGACCAUCGAAGGCAUUGUAAUGGCAGCAGACAGUGCCCGCUCGUUCUCUCCCCUCGAGAAGUUUGGGCAGAACUUUCUGGAGAAGCUGAUAGGAAUAGAGGUCCCUCAUAAGCUUUUGGAGAGGGUUACCUUUGUGGACACCCCCGGGAUCAUUGAAAACCGGAAACAGCAGGAGCGAGGCUACCCAUUCAAUGAUGUCUGCCAAUGGUUCAUUGAUCGAGCUGAUCUCAUCUUUGUGGUGUUUGACCCAACCAAACUGGAUGUCGGGCUGGAGCUGGAGAUGCUUUUCCGCCAGCUGAAGGGGCGGGAAUCCCAGAUAAGGAUCAUUCUGAACAAGGCUGACAGCCUGGCUACCCAAGAGCUCAUGAGAGUAUACGGUGCCUUGUUCUGGAGCCUGGCCCCACUAAUCAAUGUUACUGAGCCCCCCCGGGUCUAUGUCAGCUCCUUUUGGCCAUUGGAGUACCAAGCUGACACCCACCAGGAUCUCUUCUCAAAGGAGGAGAUCUCCCUUCUGGAAGACCUUAACCAGGUGAUUGAGAACAGGUUGGAAAACAAGAUUGCCUUCAUCCGCCAACAUGCCAUCCGGGUUCGGAUCCAUGCUCUCUUAGUUGAUCGCUACUUGCAAACCUACAAGGAUAAAAUGACUUUCUUCAGUGAUGGAGAGCUAGUAUUCAAAGAUAUUGUGGAGGAUCCAGACAAGUUCUAUAUCUUUAAAUCAAUCCUGGCUAAGACCAAUGUCAGCAAGUUUGACCUCCCCAAUCGCGAGGCCUACAAGGACUUCUUUGGGGUCAACCCAAUUAACAGCUUCAAGCUGCUGGCGCAGCAGUGUUCCUACAUGGGAGGCUGCUUUCUGGAGAAGAUCGAGAGGGCCAUCACUCACGAGCUGCCUGACCUCUUAGGGAGCAUUGGCCUAGGGAAGAAGUCCAGUGUGCUCUCCUGUGACAAAACUGGCUGUGGCGAAACUCCAAAGAACCGUUAUAAGAAACAUUAACAGGCUGCCAGCAUGACCCUCUUGUGUCCUGGUUGAUGAAUGAGCUUAUGUCUUAUCUGUCCAAGAAGCCAAGGUCUGUUAGCCCUUCUGAGUGCCACACUGACAACAGCUAAUAUAUAGAGUGAGGAGUUGGAGUCAUAAAUGGCAGGGAAGUUGGGUGGGCCUAGGAAAGAGAAUAAAACACUGUGAAUAUCUGUUACGAUUUAAUCUUUAUUUAAAAAAAUAGGCCACGCAUCAAGGAGAGGACAAAUUUGCAGAGGCCUUUGCAUAUGCUAAGCAAGAAGGAAGGAACAGAGUGUUGAGAGAAGGCCAAAAAGACCUCUUGACCACCAGGGGAAACCAAACAUGGCCCCUCCCUCACAAGCUAUGCCCCAUUCUUGUAACAUCUGAUUGCUUUAUGUGGAAUGGAGGACCACAGGAUUUUUGCAUGCAUCCAGCAUGUGGGGGUGAGUUUGACUCGCAGGAGCUAUGACCUAACUAAACACAUAAAGCAAUGGAACAGCUGGCCAAGGAUGUAUUAGAAGAAUUUGCAAAGGGAAACACUCAGUUUGCCCCAGGUUGCCAACUUCUCCUCCUCCUUUCUUCCGUUGUAUGUUAGCUCGCUCUCGUCUCUUCUCGGCAGUUGUUUCCCAUCUUGCGGUGCUUUUUCUAGAUUUGGAGAACUCUCCAAACAAAUGCUCUCUUCUUGGCAAUGUUUCUGCAGGAAGAAGUGCUUUUACUAUGAUUCCCCAAAGUGAACAGGGCAUGUUCUCUGAGGAAGGUCAUUGCCUACUUUAUAUCCUUGAUUUUUAUAUUUCCCUUAGCCGUCUGUUCUCAGGCUUGCUUGAUUCCCCUCAUCUCCCUUUCUGUCUUUCCUCUUACACAUCCAUGUUUGGCAAGUCACAUGGAAUAUCUCCAGAAAGGUUUCUGCAACAUGUACUCUUAGUGAUUUGCCUAGUUUGGAGCAUGCAUUGAACUCAUUGGCUGUACUGUGGAAAACUUACAGGUCCAUGUGUCUCGUUGAGUGCUAUGAGCUUGGGUGCUAAGAAGUAGGGAGACUCUGCAAGGAGGCAGCAUAAGUUGCACCAUCCUUGGCAAUGCAGAAGGGAGGAAACGGAAACGCGUGGUUCGUUGGGCAGAAGAGCUUUGGCUCAGAAGAUGUAUGUUGGGGGACAGCCGCCUUGGUUCGGUCUCCUCCCAGUUGAGAGGAGAACCCUGCAAGAUUCAUUGAAUCCCAGGAAUCCAGGCCCUGGCCUUGCCACUGGUGUUCCUUAAAAGCUGACUUGCGCCCAUGCCGUGUUAUUAACAUAGCCUGUGGUUGCUCAGCAACUGCACGGACCUUCCCAACAAUGGAAACACCAAUAUCUCAGAAGGUAGCCAAUACUGGAUCUGGAGGCGUCCGCCCUCUCCCAUUUGUACGUGACCAUGAAGUCCACCUCAGUGGACAGCCUGAGAACAGCUGGCUAAUCUAAUGUGACCAGCUUCUCCCUUUCUGCCUUGGGAAUAUAUGCUCUUCUGGUCCGCGGAUGUUCAGAGGAGGAAGCCUGUGUGUCCUCUCCCUUUGGUUGAAUUACCAGACCCAAACCAUCCAUCCAUGGUUGUGUGCUUCUUUUGAACAGAAUUUUGGACAGAUGUAUUUAAAGGAAUUACAUAGCUGUGUAAUGCAUUUCCACUUAGUGGUUCGCAGUAAUAGUUUAUCUUUGGAGACACUAUAUACUUCAGCCCUUCUAAUAAAUUCUGGUAUUUUUCAGUCACA
Molecule: messenger RNA, 4264 nt
Organism: Python bivittatus (Burmese python)
Lineage: Eukaryota; Metazoa; Chordata; Lepidosauria; Squamata; Pythonidae
Gene: SRL
Product: sarcalumenin
Molecular function (GO): GTP binding
Source: RefSeq, a predicted model, not a curated record